This is a messenger RNA of Suhomyces tanzawaensis NRRL Y-17324, 1420 nucleotides long. It is a transcript of the gene PEX4, whose product is annotated as E2 ubiquitin-protein ligase peroxin 4. The coding region runs from base 140 to 934 and encodes 264 amino acids. Lineage: Eukaryota; Fungi; Ascomycota; Pichiomycetes; Serinales; Debaryomycetaceae. Gene Ontology annotation, molecular function: ubiquitin conjugating enzyme activity. Gene Ontology annotation, biological process: protein polyubiquitination. The transcript is spliced from 2 exons. The record is from RefSeq and is a predicted model, not a curated record. Gene Ontology annotation, cellular component: nucleus.
GUUAGAUUCCGGGUGACUUGUUAUUCAAUACCACAGGCCGAUCGGAACCUUAAUCAACAUCAUUACUAUUACUAUAUUAUCGUGAUCACCUGCCUAGCAUAUUCUAUUACUCCCCACUGUUAAUGCCCCUUGAUACUUAAUGGCUGAAAGACGUUUAUUUAAGGAAUACAAACUGUACACCAAGAACCCUCCACACAAUCAAAAUCAUCAAAUUGUUUCUUUAGAGCCUACAGGUGACGAGGAUAACUUGGACAUAUUUGAAUGGUUGGCAGUAAUCUCCAAACCUGCCCGUAGUGACUCCCAGUUCUACUACAACGGAAAGUGGAAACUUCAAAUCCGCCUAACCUCGAAGUAUCCCUUACUGCCACCAACCAUUCGUUUCAUCACCCCCAUCAACCACCCUAACAUCAAGUUUGAGACUGGAGAAAUCUGCUUGGAUAUUCUAAAGCAAGAUAAUUGGUCCCCAGCCUGGGAUUUAGAACAUUUGGUGGUAGCAAUUUUGAUGUUGCUUGAUGAUCCAGAACCCGAUUCCCCACUCAAUAUCGACCUGGCCAAUCUUUAUCGACACGAUAAGGUUGCAUUUGAAAGCAUAGUGCAAUACACCAUUUGGAAAACUCAAUCCUUUCUCUUAACCACUGAAGAUCCGAUGCGAACUGCAUCAUCGCUGGAUUUCACUGAUAAUGAUAACGAUUUGGAUCCUGUGCGUGAGCAAGUGGCAAAGAAUGUAACGAAACAGGUCGAGAGAUUAUGUUCACAGUCAGCAUCCCCAGAUCCAGAUGAACACUCCGAUCCUGAAAAGAGCGAGGAGGCAAGGUUAAAGGAUGAAACAGUUGAAAAAGUAAGACAGCAAUUUAUAAAGCAAGUUGAUGAUAAGGUAAAUGAAGUCCGCAAGAAGCAAGAAGAGUAUCAAUUAUCUCGGAAGAGGAAGCAUUAGAGACUAUAGACACACAUCUGAGAUGUAUGAUAAUUAAUGAAUUUAAAUGAAGAACUGUAGUUCUGUAGUACUUGCACCACGUUAUACAGGCACUUCUUCAGUUCUCCGACGUCGACUUGACAAAGAACACAAGUCUAGGUAGUGAAGGGGGCUACAGUGAUCGGUUUCUUCUUUGAACUGUAUUGGUCUAUAAACCUAUACCAUGCUAUCUAUGGACUUGUCAGAUGACAGAUCCAGCUUGUAUUUUACAAUCGAAAUUCCGAAAUGCUCCCCUAACGCAAUCUUCUAGCUUCUCUUUCAGAUUCCAUCAAAGAAAGGAUGUCGUUUUCUCUGACUGGGCCCUUGACGUUUCUGACGAUAGUUCUAGAAGCGUCUUCCAAGAACUCGACUCUGACUUGGGUGACACCACCUCUAGAACCGGUUCUUCCUAACACCUUGAUGACCUUGGCUAAAGUGACUGGGGUUUUAGUAUCCAUUUUGCUGUUG